Messenger RNA from Tigriopus californicus, 1579 nucleotides. RefSeq names its product RNA-splicing ligase RtcB homolog (gene RtcB). Gene Ontology annotation, molecular function: RNA ligase (ATP) activity. The record is from RefSeq and is a predicted model, not a curated record. Gene Ontology annotation, cellular component: tRNA-splicing ligase complex; nucleus. NCBI's taxonomy places the organism in Eukaryota, Metazoa, Arthropoda, Copepoda, Harpacticoida, Harpacticidae. Gene Ontology annotation, biological process: tRNA splicing, via endonucleolytic cleavage and ligation.
GUGCCAGUUCAUGGUCCAUUCACUCAACCUCUUGGGUUCCUCUUUCCAAACAAUCGACCCAUUUGACCGGAGAUUCGCCCCCGGACCAUCACCCUCCCCCAUCCGUUCAUCCGAUCAUCAUCCUGUGGCCAUACCUUGAGAGAAAGAAAGCCAAGAAGAGGGCUGGCUUGAAGAUGGUGGUCCGAUCGUACGAGGACGAGUGCCAAUUCCUGGAAAAACUCGGUCCCCACACGUGGAAGAUCAAGUCCGGCUUCCAGCCCAACAUGAAGGUGGACGGCGUGUUCUAUGUCAAUGAGCAAUUGGAGAAGCUCAUGUUUGAGGAGCUCCGGAACGCGUGUCGACCCGGCAUGGUGGGCGGCUUCCUACCCGGGGUGAAACAAAUUGCCAAUGUGGCGGCCUUGCCCGGGAUUGUCGGUCGAUCUGUGGGAUUACCCGACAUUCAUUCGGGUUACGGCUUCGCCAUCGGCAACAUGGCCGCCUUCGACAUGGGCAACCCCGAGGCUGUGGUGUCUCCGGGUGGUGUGGGAUUCGAUAUCAAUUGCGGUGUUCGGUUGAUCCGCACCAAUUUGACGGAGAGGGACGUUCAACCCGUCAAAGAGCAGCUCACUCAAAGUAUAUUUGAUCACAUUCCCGUGGGUGUGGGAUCGAAGGGGAUCAUCCCCAUGAACGCCAAAGAUCUGGAGGAAGCCCUGGAGAUGGGGAUGGACUGGUCGCUCCGGGAAGGAUAUGUUUGGCCCGAGGACAAGGAGCAUUGUGAGGAAUACGGCCGAAUGUUGAAUGCAGACCCUAACUGCGUGUCAACCCGGGCCAAAAAGCGAGGCCUACCCCAAUUGGGCACUUUGGGCGCGGGUAAUCAUUAUGCCGAGAUUCAAGUGGUGGACGAGAUCUUCGACCCAUUUGCCGCCGGACAAAUGGGCAUUGAUCAGAAAGGUCAAGUGGUGGUCAUGAUCCAUUGCGGAUCCCGAGGCUUUGGCCAUCAGGUGGCCACGGAUGCUCUGGUGGCUAUGGAGAAGGCCAUGAAACGUGAUAAGAUCGAAGUCAAUGAUCGGCAAUUGGCGUGUGCCCGCAUCCAGUCAGAGGAAGGCCAGAACUACUUGAAGGGCAUGGCUUGUGCCGCCAAUUUUGCGUGGGUAAAUCGAAGUUCCAUGACCUUUUUGACCCGACAAGCCUUUGCCAAAAUGUUCAAAUCCGAUCCGGAUGACCUAGACAUGCACGUGAUCUAUGACGUUUCGCACAAUAUCGCCAAAGUGGAACAACAUCUGGUGGAGGGUAAGCCCAAAACCCUCUUGGUUCAUCGCAAGGGUUCCACUCGAGCCUUUCCCCCUCAUCAUCCAUUGAUCCCGGUGGAUUAUCAGUUGACCGGCCAGCCUGUUGGUUGCCUCGCCCAAAUUGGUGAUGGAGGAGGCUCCCGAAUCCUACAAGAACGUGACUGAUGUGGUGGACACUUGCCACGCUGUGGGCAUCAGCAAGAAAUGUAUCAAGCUCAGGCCCAUUGGUGUGAUCAAGGGUUAAAAAUUGUUCUCAGGAUUUUUAUAAAUUCAUCAAUGAUUGUUAUGUGAUAAAAGCUUUUUUUUUCUAA